ACACCCGGGAGCGCGCUGCUCUGCGCGCGGGGACGUUUAACGAGAACGUUAAUCUUUGCCGUCACCUGCAUAGAAAUAUCAAUACCGGCGAUACCAGAUGGACGUGAAUAUUGCUUUCUGCUAUGUCAAGGCUGCUUGUGUAUUGUUCGGUAGAUCGUGGCUUGUCUGCGAUACAACGAAGCUUUACCUGUCAACAGCGGAACGUUUCCGUCAGGUUUGUCAACAGCUCGGCACGAUUAAGGUUCAGCCGAAUGCAAUUUUCGCGUCGCCCCGUUGACAAUGAUAGGAUUGGGAUGGGCAAACUUCAACCUGCCCAUCAGCCUGGCAUUAGGCUCCAGUACAUUGAUCGCAUGAGAUGGUAUGUAUUGAAGCAAUGUGAUUCAGUACAAUAACGCUACCUGCCUGACUUUACCACCACGUAGAGGGGAACUUCAUACUGACUAUGCCUAUACAAGUGACUGCUGUCUAGCACUGAACACGGAUCGACAACGAGCAGGACGAAAUGCAUUGCGAAUAUAGCGUCAACGGCGUUAGAAGGCCGCGCUAUCACGAAGGACCGAUCAGGUGGCGGACACACAAUAGGCGAACUCUAGGUAGCUAGUACAUAUGGUUCUACAUCGUCGCUUGAAUCUUUAUGGCGGCAUCAGGCUGAUUUGGUGGCCCGUUGAUACGCGCAGACAGCGUGUUUCUUUGUGCGUGAUUUACCGAAUCUCGAGAUGUGCAGAAUAUCUAAUUAUGAAUAAGGUUACAAACCAGGUAUAUAUCAUAUAAAUUUCGAAAGUUUAGGAAUGCGUAAGUCUUUCUUUGUAACAACGUGAUGCGUAUAAGAAACACGACGGGAUUUAGGCUUAAUUAUACUCAUCGAAAUUUUGAUGAAAACUUCAGAUAGGAAGUGAACAAACAUUUGUCGUUCGACCACGACUUGGCCUGUGAAACGUCCCUCAGCAACCAUAUUCAAAGGUUACUCUGAAAACUACUGAGUGUAUCCUGUAAACUGGCAGGGUAACUACAGUUGAUAUGCUCCGUCCCCCGCCAGAUUUCCGCUCGAACUUCGAUUCCACCCCGCCGCCAAUUCUAAUUGACAAUGGCCAGGCCGUACUUGAAAAUGAAAAGAUUGAACGUUACAUCAUGAAGAACGUGCCUGGCGGUCAUAACUUAUUCGUGCAGGACAGCGAGACGCUUCUUGUGAUUGAGAACCUCUAUUCCAAGUUUAAGUUGGCUUUAGCUAAAAAGGAUGAAGCUUCUAGGAAUAACCUUCUCAAGGAGCUCACAAAUAUCAACCAGCAUCUCGAGGACAGAGGCGACCGUUUCCUAACAGGAGACUCCAUGUGUUGCUUCGACUGCGAACUAAUGCCGAAGCUUCAACACAUACGCAUUGCGGGCAAAUACUUCUUUGACUUUGAGAUCCCGCGUGAAUUUAGCGCUCUUUGGCGUUAUAUGGGUCAAAUGUACGCACUUGACGCAUUCACGCAGAGCUGCCCAGCCGACCAAGACAUCAUCAAUCAUUACAAGCAGCAGAUGCACGUUAAGCCAACUCGGCACGAGGAGCUGGAAGCACCCACUUUCACCAACUCACUGCCCAGCGGCACGUGCGAAAAGAACGGUAUGGGAAACGGUCAUUCGACGGGGAUCGAAAUCAAUGGGCAUGAUCACGUGGCUUCUCUGAAUGGAGGCGAAAAUUAGGAAACCAACGAGUUAUCUACAACGAUGUCUCCGAGCUCAGAAACUUCAAGAUCAACUCAAAGAUGUCCAAUACAGAAACUAUGCAGCUACCUGAACCCUGUGACCCCUCAAGUUAAUAAUAGGAUUAUGGCGGUAACUAUACAGUUCUUCAUGGGCAAAUACCCAGUAAGAUUGGGAACGAUGGGCAGGAAGACAAAAAAUGACUUAAUGAUUUACUAAGUACCUGACUAUUCAUGGCUUCGUCUUCGUGGUGCCGACAUUUGGCAGAUAAGCUUGACGAUAAUCUAUAUAGUCGAAUGGCAAAUCCAUUGCUGUAAGAAUUAGUACAGUUGUCCAGCAACAAGGCCUUCAGGUCGAAUAGUGCCGAAUUUCUAGGACGAGCACCUUGAAGCGGUGAUACGCAUGGUAAUUUUGGAACGCUUUAUCAGAUUUGCACAUACGAAAAGCCGUGUUCUACCUACAGACUGAAUUGGAGCAUUAUUUUUAUAGUUGCUGACUGAAUUUGCGUGCAAAGCUAUUGAAUUCGAUACGUUCGCCCAGUAUAGUAUCAUAGGCGUAAUCAUGAUGAUAUUACUUUAAUAUACCUCUGUACGAUCUUGGAUAGCGCAUUAAGACUUCAGCGCUCAAAUACGCUUCGAUGAAGAAGCUGCACGUGCAUCAGUCUUCAGAUAGAAUAAUAUAAUACUGUACUAGUUAGUAAUAAUAACAGUAGUAAUAGCAAUGCUAACGAUAAAAAUCUAAAAGAAAAAAGGGCGAUUAUUAAUUCCAUGUGAAUUUCGUUGCGGUUUGACAGGGACAAUAUAUGUAAGCGUGUAUCUAUCUGAGAAACAAUCGAGCGACAUUAAAGAAAGAAGGCUUCCUAAAAUAUACGUUGUUAACAACUGAAGAGAAGAACGAAGUAGAGAACUGCGUUAAAUAAAUACGUUGCAUUAGUCUUUCGGUAACGCUAUAGGUGUUCGAGCAAAUCAAAUAGGCAAACGCAUAUAGAAGGGUUUCCUUUCAAUUUAAGUCUCGUUUUAUCCCACUGAUUAUCCGACCGGAAGCCGAGCCAUUCGUACCGCACGUAUGUCGCGGCUGUCGUCUGAUUAAAGUGCAGAUUUCUCCACAUCGAAUUGAUUGGCAACUGUUAGAUCGUUGCCCAACCCGAUCACAGAUAAAUUAGAACAGGGUGGCUUUGCUAAUGGGUUCUGUCAAUAUUUGCCUAAUGAAUAUUUAAAUUUAUUGAAAUCGACCUAGAAAAAUCGCGGGAACUGCGAAAGGUGCCGUCUGCAGCUACCCUGUGCCCUUAUCUUUACAGCUGAAUCUAUCGGGUUCGACACGUACACACCUAGAUCGUUUAUCGAUUAUAUCGUAUGAUAUAGAUGUACGGAUACGCAAUGCGAAGUAGCGUUGGGCAGGAGCGAAAAGAAUUCUGUUAGGUCAACCGAAUUCGGGGAUGAUGACAGUUCGGGGAAGCGACAAGGCCAGAACGCUGGAUACAAGCAAAGAAGCCAAGGAAAGAAUACAGCAUAGACAAUAGAAAUGGAACAUAUCUUGUUUCUGUAGCGCCUUAAAGGCGGACGCAAGAGACCCUAAUGCAUGGCGGCAGAGUGGAUUUGCACAGCGAAGUACUAGUUUUUGAAGCAAAUAGAUUGGAUUAUAGUUUGCUGCACGAUGAGCACAGGCAGACGGCCCGUUGUUAUUACCGAUAAAAGAUAUUCUUUUUGAUACACCGCGAAAGUCAGCCAACUGCUCCGACAAACCUCUAGUCGAUACACAGCACAUACAUUUACUUAUUUUACUUCUACAAUGGCUGUACCAUAUCUCUCCACCUAAUUAUUUUUAUUGCUUGCUAUAUUAUUUUAUAAGAUUUAUGUGCCCUGAAGAGUAUAUUAAUUCUAUAAUUAUGUUAUUACUAAUAUCACACUAUAUGAUGGUAUUACACAUGAUUUGUGGUAGUAUUGGAGUGUGGCGUCCUCUCAUCAUGGGGAAAGUUGAUAAUACUUACAUCGCAUCUCUAUAUUACAAACAUGAAGAUUAGACAACCGUGGUCAUCAUCAAGUAUAAUACUAAUCUACAAUGGAGGUUUACUGAUUGCUUCGCGUACGAGAACAACCUAGCAGACAGAAUAGCAGCACGUACGUUCAAACAGUUCGAGCUCCGCAUUUGCUAAACAAAUUCCUUCACCUGAAAAAGUUGAAGAAGCUUCAGUUUUUUAACACGUACGUAUCGAGGUCGAAUCGAUAACAAUCUUGUUGAUGAUAGCUAUUUUUACGUUCGUGAAUCACAUGGACCUACGAAGAAGGAACGAUGACAAUGUACCGGAACAAUGUUCAACAGAGGCGUACGUUGCGCCUUACAACGAAACAAGUUGAUGGCAAAUGAAUGCAGGAUAAUACUUAAGUGAGGAGCUCCAAUGGCACGGAAAACAAUGAGAACUUGACGAGGUGCUGAAAUGAGGUGGAUUAUGCUAAGGGCUACAACUGACUCCUGGCAGCAUCCUCAAGAGGUUAAGAACAUAUUCCUUACAAUACAAUUUAUAUAUAAUGUUGGCACGAAUUUUAUUAAGCGAUUAUUACUUCACGAGCCAACAAAACGUGGAUAGCGACAUAACGACGAGGUGGUAAAUGCAAAAGUAGUAAAACAGACAGCGCAUAUAUAUGGGGUAAUAUAUCAGUCGCUGGAGUUACGGAAGCGAUGGCAAAACUAAGAGAAGCACUAAGAUUGGUACGGAGACCACUAUAGCAAAUAGUAUAGACGAUGUUGACGAUAUAUACCCGAAUAAAUUAUUUGGCAGUUAUAUGGAAGUAA
Messenger RNA from Varroa destructor (honeybee mite), 4473 nucleotides. RefSeq names its product chloride intracellular channel protein 5 (gene Clic). NCBI's taxonomy places the organism in Eukaryota, Metazoa, Arthropoda, Arachnida, Mesostigmata, Varroidae. Gene Ontology annotation, molecular function: chloride channel activity. Gene Ontology annotation, biological process: chloride transport. The record is from RefSeq and is a predicted model, not a curated record. Gene Ontology annotation, cellular component: cytoplasm; apical plasma membrane.